Messenger RNA from Dermacentor andersoni, 5170 nucleotides. It is a transcript of the gene frj, whose product is annotated as membrane bound O-acyltransferase domain containing farjavit. Gene Ontology annotation, molecular function: lysophospholipid acyltransferase activity. Gene Ontology annotation, biological process: phosphatidylinositol biosynthetic process; lipid modification. NCBI's taxonomy places the organism in Eukaryota, Metazoa, Arthropoda, Arachnida, Ixodida, Ixodidae. Gene Ontology annotation, cellular component: membrane; mitochondria-associated endoplasmic reticulum membrane contact site. The record is from RefSeq and is a predicted model, not a curated record.
GUGCAUUGAGCACAAACAAAAAAUUAAGUCUUUUUUACAGAUAUGCCUUCUCCAAAAGUAAUUUUAUCACAAGAGUGAGCAGUGCAAAAGGAGUCCUUACAAAAGAGUUCCGGAAAACGGAAUGUAAUAAUGAAUUUUUGCUGAGCACCAUUCUGAACAGUACAUCGAAAAAGAUUAAUAACUGGAAAACAAAAUAAGGUACAUAAGCUGAAUGCUCUUAUAUAAUGGCGACAUGUUUAUGUACCAUAAAAGCAGUGCUCAUUUGAUGGAUACUAUUUAAAGGUGUUUUUAGUAUUGAAAAAAGCGAGUGGCACUUUUCAAAGCUGUGCUAAUGCAACAUACAAAAGGAAGUACACAAUACGAGCACAGUUUCAAUUCAGUUUAAUGCAACAUGCCGGAAACUGAACUAAAUAUUUUAGUAAAAACAAAGGCAGUGUUUCAGUUGUUGCCUCGGCCACUGGACAAUGUCAUGAUACAGCGUUCUCCAAAGGUGUCCAUAGAAGACCUGUCAUGUCUAGAAUGCAUGUCUAGAAGAGAUCAAACACAAGUCGUACUGCAGACGUUUAUGCUAUGCUUGAUCAAGCAUUGUCUCAGGUAGAUGUCUGCACGCGGUAACUGAAGGUAUUCACCUAAGAUACAUAAUUGUAAGUCAUGUUAUAAAUGUCUAGGUCAUUACUCAUUCUGUCACUAGCUACUGGUAGAGAUAGAAACAAAUUAAAUACGAAGCGCAAUAAUAGACAGUACAUAAAAGAAACAACAGGUCAAGGUACUUUGUCCUGUUGUUUCUUACCUGUGCUACUGCCUUGCCCUGCCAUUUCUUUUGUGUUGUAGAACACUUGAAUCUGUCACAUUGCAGAAUUAAGCUGUGGCUGCAUGAAGCUGGCUCGUGAGAGAAGGACAAAGCCUUAAGUCAUUGCCUUUUUCCUCUCAAAUUCUGAGGCGUCCUGGUUCACCAGUGCCCACCAUGACAGUCGCCAUUACAGACGUCGCAUACGUCGGCCUGCUUCUCGUCUCAGUCGUAGCAGGCAACUUUGUGCACCGCAUCAAGGAGGUGCGACACCGCCGGGUCUACUGCACCGCCCUGGGAGCCUUUCUGGUUCUGUUAGUGUCCGGCCGCCAUGCGGUGCACCCCUGCAUCGUCAGCGUUGUCAACGCCUUCAUCGUCACCACCUGCUCCGUCAAAUAUCGGGCAAAGGCAAGCUUUGUGUUCUGCUUCGGGUACCUUGCAUUCUUCAAGUAUCUGAAGUUGUGGAGCACUAACCCACCACCGGGCAUCACCAACCUUGUCCAGAUGAUGCUCACACUACGAAUGGCAGGACUGGCUAUGGAACAGCAGAUCCUACAUGAGCAGCACGAGGAAAAGAGGACUGAGAAACAGACUUACGAAGAGGGCGACAUGAAGCCUGGCUUUUGGGACGUCAUUGACUAUGCCUUCUGCUACAUAGGCGUGCUCGUCGGCCCGUACUACCGGUACCGGACGUACCGCGACUUCCUGAAUGCCCCCUACUUGGAUUCGGUCGACCGCAAGGGCAUGUGCCUGAACCGUGUCAAGGUGGUGCCAAUAUAUGCGCUGCUUUGGCUGCUCUUCGUACAGUUCUUCCCACCCGAUUACUUUGGCUCCGAGGACUUCUACCAACACGGACUGCUAUACAAGUUGCUGUACCUGACGCCCAUGUUCAUCAUCUUCCGGCUACGGAUUUACAUCGGUUUCGUGCUUGGCGAGUGUGUCUGCAUCAUGGCUGGUCUUGGCAUCUACCCGACCGAAUCAAAGGCAGCGCCUGGAGUCGGCCCCACCGACAUCGAUGCCCUGCUCAGCGUGUGGCAGGGCAAAAGCGGCGACUGGGCAAAGCAGGAGUUCGACUACGAGACCAUACACAACAUUGACGAGGCACAGGCCGAACUGAGCACCACCAUGCGCAUGGGCAUCCGCAGCUGGAACCGCACCGUCCAGUACUGGCUGGCCGUCUACUUCUACAAGCGGCUGCUGCUGCCCAAACCACUCAGGACAAUGCUGACGAUGACCCUCAGCGCCAUGUGGCACGGGCUCGAGCCGGGCUACUUCCUGUGCCUGGUCACCUCGACUGCUUACAUAGUGGGCGAGGAGCAGGUAGAAGUGCUGGUGGAGCGCCAGCGCUCCCUGGUGGUACGCCUCGUGGGGCGUCUCCUCCUCUGGUUCUGCAAGAUGCAGUCCUUCACGUACAUGCUGGCCGCUUUCCUCCUGCUCGACAUCCAGCGCACCUGGCAGUACUACCACUCCGUCUACUUCGUGGGCCACGCGUACGUCGCCGUGCUCCUGCUUUGGCGGCUCGUGGCGCCACUCCACCGGAUGCCGAGUGCCAAGCUCAAGCAGUAGGAAGCGCUGGCUCAAACAGAAUGGUGCAGUGCACAGACUAGCGGAGAGUUAUAGCCAAUGAGUAAUUUAUUAUAGUUAUUUAAUCCCAUCUCAUGGUCAAACGUUUCCCGAGCUUUUGAUAGUCUUCCUUAUCACACAUCAUGGUCACAAAUUGCAGUGACAUAGUCAUGUUAAAAACAACAUAUUUUCUGGUUUGGCACGCUGCCGUACUUCGCUCGUAAGCAGAAAGCACGGGGGAGAGAAGAACAGGCCUCCAAUAGGUUUCAUUGCACGUUGGUGGCGUAGCACCACAUUUUAUGUACUAUAUAUAGUCCACAUCUGGUGUUAAUGUCACAAAGACAAAAUACGCCGUUUCAUAGAUAGUUUGCAACAGCGAUGCAGUUCGCAGGGACGAACUAAGGCCGAAAAUAUGAUCUUCAUAGAUUGCCUACAAAUAGAAUACACUCAGUAAGCAAAAUAUUUAUUAAUCAGUAAGACCCUUGGUCUUUUAUUAGACUGCACAUUAUUAGACAUUCCCAGCUGGUUUUGCUACGUGAUUUAGCACGGUAAAAGGCUCCCGGCACAGUCCGGCCACAUUUUUUUUAAAGUGAGUCUAUGAUCUCAAAGAACUAAACACCACACAAAUUUUCAACAUCUCAAGGCGUAGUUCGUGAACGCCAGUCCAGUAAACAUGGUACACUAGUUCAUCCCCAUCACAAUGUCUUUGGUCCCGUACGAGGAACAUUGCUCUUCAGCAAGGCAUGACCAAGUCACAUCGCUAAUGCUCCAAGCGAGUCGUGCCCCUGUGCAUCAAUUUUAUCAAUGGCUGCAUUAGUGUAGUGCAGUCAUCAGUAAUAAAAGGCAUUAAACCUCUUUUUGCCCCAUCAUGGCAGUUGCCAUGAUGACAAAGCAUGCCUGAGCUCCACACCACAGGAUGUCACCGAUCAUCUUUUCUUGGCUACAUGCUUGCUCUGCUUUGAAGUACUGUUUUAAGCACAUUGUGCACACCUAACUCCCCGAAACAGUGGGUUCCUGUAGCCGUUGCAUAAAAGUCAAUUUCAACACUUCACAUGCAUGCGCUGCAGGUUGUCCAGGCUGGGCUUUGCACUAAAUGUUCAAGGCUCAGCCACAAUCAAGACUCAAUAAUGUGCAGUCAUCAAUAGUCUGCGAUUAAAUAGGAAAUUAUUAUGAUAGUGUGUUAUAAUGUCGGUAUAUGCGACUCACUUUAAGGAGGAAAACUAUCAUGCUAUCAUUUCAUUUAAUAUAGCUUGAUUUCGAGCGCAGCAGUUUCCCGUACGCUUGGUGCAUCGCCAAAUGAAGUCCUAAUGUCACAAUCAUGGAAGCACUGAUCAUGUCGUUCGGUUCAGCUUUAAUUGUAAUGCAUUUGAAGUUUGGUACUAUAUGACAGGCAGUACAUAAUUUGGUUCAUGCGUUUGCCAAAGGAAGCUGUAAAACAGGCUAGAAUGGAUUGGGUCUGCCUCAGCGAAUGGUGCAAGGUGAUUGAGGAAUGCAGCUGAACACUUAAUGUGUUCGCAACCUGUCUGGUUCUUUAACAACACAACCUGUGAAGCAUAUUACAAGAAAGGAAAAUGGCACAGGUACACUCAGCAUAGCGAACAUUUGUAUAUAUGUGUGCUCCUAAUGUAAUAUAGAUGAAUAUGUAUUCAAAUACAGUGAAAUAAAUGUAUUCAAAAACAGUGAGACAUUGAUAUAAAGAACAAGAAUAUAUAACAAAUUAUUGGAUGAGACUAAGUAAAUCUAAAAUAAAGUUGGCCAUGUUUUAAUUUAAUGAGCAUUCUACUGCUACCAUGAAACUGAAUAUGCCUGAUUCGUCGCGGUAUUGGUUACAGCAAAUCUCUGUUUGCACAUGGCUCGAAUUGACAUGAGUAAAAAAGGAGAUGGAGCUCAUAUCGGACAGAAGCUUGGCCUGGCCUGGCUUUGCACAAUUUCGUAGAAGGGCCCCAAAUGUGGGUGGUAACAUAAGAUGGCACCAAUCUUUGUCUAUUCUUCCACAACGAAUAUCGGGUACACAGAAACAAAUUUUGCUCCGAAUGGGACUUCGUUACAUUGAGGCUCAAGUGCACAAACACACCUGGUGCUUACGACGAAGCAAAGUUUGUGCUAGAUUCCUCUGUCCUUGAACAAACUACCGAGUAUGCCAAUAGAUGGCAUGCUGAUUCUGAGCAACACCCCAUUUCCUGUGACUUGGUUUUCAAGUUUGGUACCAGUGCAAGUACCAGUACCAGUGCAAGUACCAGUACUAGUACAAGCAAGUGCACUACCUCCCAUAUACUAGCCAGAAAUAGCCUCAUCCAAUCCGGCCGAGUGUAGUUUCUUGUUCGCUUUUAGCCGACCGCCGUCAUCGUAGACCAUUUACACAGCAGCUCACUUGUGACAAUACCAAAUGUAUCGGUAACUAUUUGUGACUUGGUUUUGCGAUAUAGCUAAUAUCGAAAUAAUUUUCAAACUCUUUUAGUGCUGUAUAAAUUUGCUGCACUGAGUGAGUAAUUAGUUAUCCUAAGAUUUGAUUGGUCAUGCUUUAUUUCAAUAGGAGUUAGUACUGCAGACAUGGAAAGGAUACUGCAUUCCCCAAUGUACCGUUGAUCCUACUGAAUGAAAGUUUCGCUCGUUUAGAGCUCACAGCUUUAACUGCUAGAUGCAAAAGCACUACAUGUUACUAGUAUACACGCACAAACUAACACCAGCCCCAGUUUCAUGCCAACGCACCAAAUGCCUUUCUUUGGAUUUUAAGUUUACCUCAUCACACUCCUUAAUUCACCUCAUCGCACUCCUUUCUGGAUUCUUCGAAGAAUCUUAGUGUGAAGGGCAAGAAGUGUG